Cannabis sativa is the source of this 1497-nucleotide messenger RNA. Its product is annotated as SNAP25 homologous protein SNAP33. The coding region runs from base 370 to 1293 and encodes 307 amino acids. The record is from RefSeq and is a predicted model, not a curated record. Gene Ontology annotation, cellular component: SNARE complex; plasma membrane. Gene Ontology annotation, molecular function: SNAP receptor activity. The transcript has 6 exons. Lineage: Eukaryota; Viridiplantae; Streptophyta; Magnoliopsida; Rosales; Cannabaceae.
AAACUAAAAGAGGAAUAGAAAUAGAGAAAGUGACCCAAAAUAAAUAUUUGUGGAGUUUCUCACCAGUUUCCAUCGUCGAAAGAGACUCAGACUCAGUUGCCUGCUUCGGCCCUUCCUUCCUCCGCGUCUUUUUCCAUAACCAAGUCCUUCCUUUCCUUCUUUACAUACGCAAUCCUUUCUUUCUCUAUCUCUCUCUCUCUCUUCAAAGUCUCCUUUUUUCUCGCUCAAGAAAAAAGAUCUUGAACUGGUUGGUGCUGCUCUCAGAUUUUACUGCAACUUCGUGCAUUUUUCCGGCCUGUUGAUUGUAAAGCAUUCAUAUCAGUAUUCCACUUUUGUAUAUUAGAUUGUGCAAUUUUCCUACUUCGAAAUAUGUUUGGCUUAAGGAAAUCUCCUUUAAAGACUUCUAAAUAUAAAACAGUUGACCCUGUAUAUCCUAAGUCUUCUGGUUCGAACCCUUUUGACUCUGAUGAUGAAAUGGAUGUAAAGCACAAACAAACUUCCUCAAGGAGGACUUCUUCUGAAUCCUCAUUAGUUUUACCAGAUUCUAGUACAAACCCUUUUGAUGAUGAUCUUGGAAGUGCAACUUCAUCUUCUUCAUACUCCAAUGCAGCUGCUUCAGCCACGAGAAACAAGUAUAGAAGUGAUUUCCGUGACACAGGUGGAUUGGAGAAUCAGUCAGUUCAAGAACUGGAGGGCUAUGCAGUGUACAAGGCUGAAGAGACUACCAAGUCAGUCAAUAACUGUUUGAAGAUUGCUGAGGAUAUUAGAGAGGAUGCUACUAAAACUUUGGUUCUCUUGCAUCACCAGGGUGAGCAAAUUACCAGGACUCACACUGUUGCUGCUGAUAUUGAGUAUGAUCUUAGUCGGGGUGAGAAGCUUCUGGGAAGCCUUGGGGGCAUCUUCUCAAAGACUUGGAAGCCUAAGAAGACCCGUCAAAUAACAGGCCCUGUUAUAAUGGGAGGAGAUGAAGUUCAAAGGAGAGGCAGCCAUAUGGACCAGAGGGAGAAGUUGGGGUUAGCUCCUCUCCCUAAGGGGCGGUCAAAAGCCCAAACACUGCAACAGACUGAACCAGCUGAUGCUUAUCAGAAAGUUGAGGUAGAAAAGGUCAAGCAGGAUGAUGCAUUAUCAGAUCUGAGUAAUCUCUUGGGAGAAUUGAAGGACAUGGCCGUUGACAUGGGAUCUGAAAUUGAGAGGCAUAACAAAGCUCUCGAGCCUUUACAUGAUGAUGUUGAAGAGCUCUCUUACCGUGUUAGAGGUGCCACUGAACGUGGUCGCAGAUUACUUGGCAAGUGAUGAACUUCUGGACUACUACCAUCUGCUUCUUGCUUUGCAUCCUUUAUCUGGCUUCAGUGGUUCUGUUUCUUUUCAUUUUAUUAUGAAUGUAAACAUUUCCCUCUUUACUGUUUGAGUACGUUGUAUACAACUUUUAGAUGUUCAAGUACAGUUGCUCUUGUUCACUAAAUAAUUGAUUUGAGGGUUAACCUUUUUGGAUUCAAA